UUAAUUUCAGUUGAAAAAUACAUGUGUUAUCUGUCCUAUACAAAGGGAAGGAACAACUACUACAACGCUGUUCUACUACAGUCCUUCACAGAAAAUGACAGUCUGAUCAGCGCCCAGUACCCACUUCCUGACUAUACUGAAGAUUUUCUCAGACUCAUCAGAGAUUUUGAUGCCCGUGUGUUGGUUUUCCUGAGUCCUUUGAAGGAAAUUAAUUCUUCAUCCCUUUGGGUUCCGUCAAAAUCCAACAACAAAAUCCUCGGCAGUUUUGUAGUUAAACUAGCAACAUCAACAAAUUCGGUAAACUUUACAACCAGGAAUAUAGUUUUGCAGCCGAAGGGAGGCAGCGACAUGAAAAUAACUGUGAUGGAAUGUAAGACCUGGAAAGAAGGAAGGUUCCUUGCAGACAAAAGAGUGUUACUUGAUGUGGUCAAAGAGGCAAAAUCAGAGAAAGAUAAGCAAGAGGGAAAAAUACUUAUUUUGUCCAGUGAUGGAGCUACACGUUGUGGAGCAUUUGCUGUUGUCUAUAACGCUCUGGAACAACUCUCAAUGGAUAAAGAUGUGGAUAUCUUAACCAUCACACGACAACUGCAGAUUCGUAGACCGGAGUUUGUGUCUACCUUGGAGGAAUACCAGCUUUGUUAUGAUGUUGUCGCUGAAUACAUGCAGAAUGACAGCGUUUACGCGAAUUGUUAAACAAAGGGAGGAAACUUUCAUAACCAUAAACAGAAUGCAG
This is a messenger RNA of Saccostrea echinata, 733 nucleotides long. RefSeq names its product receptor-type tyrosine-protein phosphatase alpha-like. Gene Ontology annotation, molecular function: protein tyrosine phosphatase activity. Gene Ontology annotation, biological process: protein dephosphorylation. The coding region runs from base 22 to 693 and encodes 223 amino acids. Lineage: Eukaryota; Metazoa; Mollusca; Bivalvia; Ostreida; Ostreidae. The transcript has 6 exons. The record is from RefSeq and is a predicted model, not a curated record.